UCAUGCUCCUAGCUUCCAGGCGGAACCACACUCGCACCCCGUCGCACCGCUCCCCCCUCCCCCGAGUUUGUUUUCCUGCCCCGUGUAAUUACUCGAUUAUUGUGUUGGCAGUUUAUUGAUUUUUUCCCGCGGUGGUGUUUACCCCAGUUUUCCCGGCUCCGCGCCGCGCUCGCCCGCUUUUCCGGGGGCCCUAAAUGGUUUCGAGGGUUUUCUCGUGGUGACGGAUACUCGCCCGGCGAACAUGUUGACCGACGUGAAUCAUAUGGCAAGAAUGCCCGGCUCCAUUUACAACACUCAUCAGUUGACGCAUUUGAACUUGAAUCGAACGGAUCCAGAGGAUUUCCACUUUUCGAAGGUGCCAGAAAUACAAAGUGCUUUGGCCGGAAAGUCUUGUGGCAGUGAUGCAUGGCCAACAGAACAAGAAAUUAUGGAACACCCAGGUCUCCGUGGAACUCCCCUCGCGAUGCUCGCAGCACAGUGCAACAAGCUCUCAUCUAAGUCGCCACCCCCUUUGGCGGACGCCGUCGUAGGGAAAGGCUUCCACCCUUGGAAGAAAUCCCCCCAGGGCGGGAGCCCGACCCCCUCCUCAGGCCUGCCGCAGCGCUCUUCGGCGACCUCCACGCCGGCCAGCUCCGUCUACUCCAGUCGGCCGGCCACCUCGAGCUGCACGACCCCCGCCUCCUACGGCAGCGACAUCUACUUCCCCGGCUCGGCCCAAGCCCAGGACUCACCCCACCAAUCCCCCCUCCUCGGCAAGGUCGACUCCCACGCCGCCCUCGGCUCCGUCUACGGCCGGCACCCCUACGAGUCAUGGGCCUUCAACCACGGCUCCAUCAAACCAGAGGUCAACGCCGGCUGGUGGGACGUCCACAACGCCGCCAGCGGGUGGCUCGACGUCGGCCACGCCCAGAUGGCCAACUACCAGCCGGACUACUCCUCGCUCAGCCACAGCCUCGCCGCCUCCAACACGGCCCACCUCCUGUCCUCCGGGCAGCACCUCCUGCAGGACACCUACAAGUCCAUGCUCCCCGGCCAGGGCUCCUUCGGCCUGGGCCACGCCGCCACGAGCCCCGCCUCAGUCUCCGGCGUGUCGUCGCCCCAGGCGCCCUCCCCGCGAUCUCAACGGAGAUACACCGGGCGGGCCACGUGCGACUGCCCCAACUGCCAGGAGGCCGAGCGGCUGGGCCCGGCGGGCGUGCACCUGCGCAAGAAGAACAUUCACAGUUGCCAUAUCCCGGGCUGCGGGAAGGUCUACGGGAAGACCUCCCACCUGAAGGCCCACCUGAGGUGGCACACCGGAGAGCGCCCGUUCGUUUGUAACUGGUUGUUUUGCGGGAAGAGGUUCACGCGGUCCGACGAACUUCAAAGACACCUCAGGACCCACACCGGGGAGAAAAGGUUCGCGUGCCCGGUGUGCAACAAGCGCUUCAUGCGCUCCGACCACCUCGCGAAACACGUGAAGACCCACAACGGCAACGGGAGCAAGAAGGGAAGCUCGGAGUCAUGUUCUGACUCCGAGGAGAACAGCCAGCCUGACGGCGGGCAGGUCAACUCCCCUCUCUCCGGCGACGCCAUGGACGUCAAGCCGGGGCUCCUCUGAGACGGGUGGGGCGGCGGCCGCGCCACGUGAGCCCCCAGUCGCCCCCCCGCCCCGGGCCAGGCCCCAGGAUGACCCAAGUCUUUCGCCCCGCCAGACCCCCGCCAGGGUCUUCCGGUCAGCCACGGCUGAUUUUGUCAUUUCGUUAAAUCGUGAACCCUUCAUGUCAGUAGAUCCUACUGAGUUGUUCCAGUGGGCUCAUUGUUGAAAUUGAUAGACAAAGCGAUGGACAAACAGGACAUAGGGAGUAUAGAUCGAUCCUACUGGUUGACAUGGUUGGUUCUUUUGUAAGGAUAACAAUGAUGGACUAAUAACUGUCGGGACUUUGGUUGGUUGCCGUUAGUUAGGCCAUUACCUACCUCCUAUGUCCAUUGCCAC
Bemisia tabaci is the source of this 1975-nucleotide messenger RNA. The record is from RefSeq and is a predicted model, not a curated record. Lineage: Eukaryota; Metazoa; Arthropoda; Insecta; Hemiptera; Aleyrodidae.